UGUUGCUCAAGAUAAGUUACUGGACUUUUUAAAACUGAAACCAUAGCAAAUAUGUACUUAUGUUAUUGAUUUGUUAUGUUUUCUUAUAAGUUUAUGUUUUAUAAAAUAUAUAUGUAUUGUACAAAGAAAUAAUUGAAUUAUUUAUAUAUUUGUUUUUGCUCUGGUUGUUGGUAUUUAGUAGGCAUUUAUGGAUAUGUUAUGAUCUGUUUUCGGAUGUUGAGAUGAAUCGUGUAAGGAUAUUUUCUAAUGAUUUAUGGUUCUUUAAUUUUGGAUUUGGACGUAUUAUUUCAUGUGGGAGGACCUAUUGAUGAUCACAGUAGGGGUAUGGGUCAUACUUUCGGGUAUGAGUGUUUGUUUUUAAAAUUUAUGCUUUCCCAGUUGUUACAUGCCUCACACAUGAGUUUAUUUGGAUUUUGGAUUUCGGAUUACCAACAGGUAAUAUUAUGUUAUGGAAAGUUCUACUAAGUACUUAACAAUUAGAAUUUAUAUGAAAAUCAUGUUUGUAUUGUUAAAGAUUGUUUUUGUAUAUUUAUUUGUUAUGAUUUUAAGUAUUUUCUUAUUUUAUAGUUAUAAAAAAUCUAGUAGUUUGCUGAGUUGUAUACUCAUUAUUUAUUGUUAUGGUUUCAAGUGCACCAUAGUUUCAAGGUAGCUGGAUUUGGCAUAGGAUAAUGGCGUUUAGUUGUUUUAUUUUUAUAUCAGUUGGCUUGAAAGAACUUUUGGGUGUAGGAGUUUAUUUUGGUUUAUUUUCUUUGGAGAUAUUUUUUUUAGAUAUUAUUUAUUAACGAUGUUUGGAGAUUUUUUAUGUUCCGCAUUAUAAGUUUUAUUAAGUGUUAUAAGUAUGACUUUUAUUACAUUUCGAGUAUAUAGGCUUGGGGUGUGAUAGUUUUGAUAUCAGAGCUAAGGUUUAUAUAGGGUCUUGUAGACAAUUAGAUAGAGCUUUAGAGACAAUAAGUUAAAUGCCAAAUUCAUAGGACUAUCUAUUUAUUUUGUGAUCUUAGGAAAUUUAUGCUUAGGAAAUUUAUGCUUAUCUUUCUAUAUAUAUAUGCUUUAUUUUGUAGUAUGCCUCCUUUUAGAAUAGACAUUAACAAUCUUGGAAAUGUUUCGGAUGUUAAUCAAGAGAAUGCACCUCCGCCACAUGGAAAUGCACAGGCACCUUAAGCAAAUGAUUUUAUAGCCUUGUUUCAGAACUUUAUGCAGGCAAUGACAAAUGCAGUUGAACACAACCUCGUGCUGGCAAUGCAACUAUUGUUGAGCAAUUUCGAAAGUUGCAACCACCAUUUUUUGAAGGAUCAACUAACCCUUUGGUAGCUGAAGAUUGGAUCAGAAAGAUAGAGAAAAUUUUGAAUUUUAUGGAGUGCACUGAUGCACAGAAGGUCACAUGUGCUGUUUACAUGUUGAAGCAAGGUGCUAGCCAUUGGUGGGAGAUGAUUAGUAGAGCUUGGGAUGUGCAAAGGAACCCAAUUACUUUGGUUAGAUUCAAGGUUAAAGCAAGGUAAGAUGACAUUAGCCCUGUAUGAGAGGAAGUUUGAUGAACUUUUCAGAUAUGCACCUUAUCUUGUUGAUACUGAUGAAAGAAAGGCUCAAAAAUUUGAGAGAGGCCUUAUGGAUGGGUUAAGAAGGCCAAUUUCAGUGCUGCGGUUGCAAACUUAUGGUGAGGUUCUUCAGAGAGCCCAGAUAUUAGAGAAUGAUGAUGAGAUGUCUAUGAAAGCUGAGUCUAAAAAGCGAGGUAGAAGCCCAUCACGGAAAGGGACUUACGAUAAGAACAUCAAACAGAGAUCUGAUGGGAGAAGAGGAGACCUAAAGAAAGUAAAGAAUGAACAGUUUGGAAACAUGGAAUAUCCUACAUGUGAGACUUGCAGAAAGAAACACCCAGGUGAAUGUUAUAGGAAGACUGGUGCAUGUUUCAAGUGUGGAAAGCAUGGACAUCUCUUCAAGAAUUGCCCUAACGUUGGGAAUGCAACUCAAAAGGUUAAAAGGGACCAACUUACUCAAAGAUGUGUUUAUGUGCUUAUUAGACAUGAUGCAGAGGUUUCACCUUCUAUGGUGGCAGAUGAAUUGCCUGGAAUUCUGCCUGAGCGAGAGGUAGAGUUUAAGAUCGAUCUAGCACCAGAUACAAGAUCAAUAUCUAAAGCACUUUAUUGAAUGGCACCUUCAGAUCUUAAGGAGUGAAGGAGCAAUUGCAGGAUUUAUUGGACAAAGGGUUCAUUAGACCAAGUGUUUCGCCUUGGGGAGCUCCAGUGUUAUUCGUUAAGAAGAAGGAUGGGACUAUGAGGUUAUGCAUUGAUUAUCGGGAGCUCAACAAGGUAACUAUAAAUAAUAAAUACCCACUGCCAAGAAUUGAAGAUUUAUUUGACCAACUACAAGAAGCUUGUGUAUUCUUAAAGAUUGACUUGCGAUAUGGGUAUCCUCAAUUAUGUAUCAAAAAGGAAGACAUUCCAAAGUCAGCCUUUUGAACGUGAUAUGGUCACUAUCAGUUUUUAGUAAUGCCAUUCGGGUUGACUAAUGCUCCUGCAAUUUUUAUGGAUCUAAUGAAUCGAGUUUUCAAAGACUACUUGGAUAAAUUCGUUAUUGUGUUUAUUGACGACAUAUUAGUUUAUUCAAAGACUCGUAAGCAACAUGAAGAUCAUUUAAGGAAGGUGUUAGAGGUGUUAAGAACCAACCAAUUGUA
Messenger RNA from Ziziphus jujuba (common jujube), 2668 nucleotides. RefSeq lists its product as uncharacterized. Bases 1444 to 2142 code for a protein of 232 amino acids. The record is from RefSeq and is a predicted model, not a curated record. Gene Ontology annotation, molecular function: nucleic acid binding; zinc ion binding. Lineage: Eukaryota; Viridiplantae; Streptophyta; Magnoliopsida; Rosales; Rhamnaceae. The transcript is spliced from 2 exons.